Messenger RNA from Cokeromyces recurvatus, 411 nucleotides. RefSeq lists its product as uncharacterized. The record is from RefSeq and is a predicted model, not a curated record. The coding region runs from base 1 to 411 and encodes 136 amino acids. The transcript is spliced from 2 exons. Lineage: Eukaryota; Fungi; Mucoromycota; Mucoromycetes; Mucorales; Mucoraceae.
AUGCCGAAUUUGCAGCCAACUAACAGAUCAAAGCAUUUGGAGAAAAAAUUAAAACCGCCUGAGGAGAUUGCUGUAGAAAAGGUAGCUAAAGUAAUACUAAUUAAGCAGGCAAAGAAAGAAUACAGAAAGUACCGUGACAGGCAACUAGAUGACUUUAUUGACAGAAUGAUUGAAAGUGCUCAGGAAAGAGGUCUAGCUACCUGGUUCGCAAGAGAACUUGGGAUCGAAUCAUGUGUGGUUCAAAGAUGGUGGAAAAUGUCCAGAGAAAUGGAAGAAGUGCCUUACAAAAAGUCUUCUAUAAGUUCUGAUCCUCAGUCUUCUUUCAGCGAUGAUCACAACGACUUUUUGAGGAAUCUAGUGGACGAUGACCCUCAGCUUGCUGUAGGUGAUAUAGUGGAGGAGGUUAGUUGA